GACAACCAAAAUGCAGUCGCCUUUGGAAAUAAUUUAAGUACAAAACAAAUAUAAAUAACUUGUUGAGUGCUCUGUUUACCUAAUCCUUAGAAUUUGUUCAAACACCGUAUAACAUCGCAAAAAAUGCUAUAAAUAACCCCCAAAUCUGUCAAUCGACCCUCAGUCGUCAUGGUGAUCCCACAGCUUGCUGUGAUCGUUCUAGCUCUUCAGGCACAGUUGCUCCCAAGCUCCGCCUGGGCCCCGCACUCCCCGGAGCAAUUCCGCCGCUUCGAGGAGCUGUGCAUGGACCUUGCGGAGGUCCCGGUCCGCCAGCGGGCACUGCUCCGAGAGCACCUCUAUCCGGACGAGCACCGGACGCACUGCUUCCACCGGUGCUUGGGCAUCGUCAGCGGGCUGUACUCGGACCGGGAGGGGGCCGAUUUGGGCCGGGUUUACGCGCAGUUUGGCGGGGGACGGAACGAGACGCGGUUUCGGGACGGCGCGGAACGGUGCUUCCGGUGGAUGUUGGCGACGGAGAUGGGGGAGGGUGGCAGCGGGAUAAGAUUGGGGAAGUGCGAACGGCCUUACCGGAUGCACCAGUGCUUUGCCAAGGUUUACAGGGAGCAGUUUGAGGGGUUGUGAGACAAAUAAAGAAGCAAAAGCUUGAUACAAUAGUUUCGAAAUGGGAACAGCUGAUUGCAAAUUCUCCUGCUUACUCUGUAGCUG
Culex quinquefasciatus (southern house mosquito) is the source of this 705-nucleotide messenger RNA. RefSeq lists its product as uncharacterized. Gene Ontology annotation, biological process: sensory perception of smell. The transcript is spliced from 2 exons. Lineage: Eukaryota; Metazoa; Arthropoda; Insecta; Diptera; Culicidae. Bases 169 to 621 code for a protein of 150 amino acids. The record is from RefSeq and is a predicted model, not a curated record. Gene Ontology annotation, molecular function: odorant binding.